Molecule: messenger RNA, 1593 nt
Organism: Plasmodium gallinaceum
Lineage: Eukaryota; Apicomplexa; Aconoidasida; Haemosporida; Plasmodiidae
Exons: 3
Coding region: 1-1593 (530 amino acids)
Source: RefSeq, a predicted model, not a curated record
AUGGAUGAAAAUAUAAAUGAAUUAAAUAAAAGAAUAAUAAAAAAAAUUAUGAUUAUUAAUUUUGAUGAUAUUAAUGGGUAUUCAUUGAAAAAUAUUUAUCCUAAUUUUAAUAACUUGAAUUAUUUUUUUUCUUUCAAAUGUUUAAAAAAUAAUGAUAUCACUAAAGAAAUUGAGUUGAAUAAAAUGAAAAACAAAAGAAAAGAAAAGAAAUGUAAGAAAUAUUUUAGUUCUUCAUGUUCUUAUAAUAUAUACGAAAAAAAAAAGGAAAAACUAGAAAAUAUGAUAAAUAAUAGUAAUUAUGAUUCUUACAAUGAACAAAAAUCAGUUAGUAAUUGUGAAUUAUUAAAUGAUUCAAAUAAUUUAAAUAUAUACUAUAAUUCUACAAGUUCAAAAAAUCUAUGCAACACAAAUAAUUUAAAAAAUUCAAAUAUCAUCAUAAGUAGUUUUAAUUCAAAUUAUUCAAGUAAUUCUAAAGCUUCUAGUAAUUCAAAAAAAGUUUACAAAAAAUAUUAUAACAAAAAUUUCAAUUCUUAUAAAAAAAAAUUAACAAGUAAGGAUUUAGUAGAUCAUUUUUCGAAGAAAUUUAUUAACAAAAAUUCAAGCGAAAAAAAUUUAGAGAAGAAUGAAAAUAAUACUACAAUCAUCAAAAUUUCCAAUGCAUGUGUUAAUUUAAAAAAAACAAUUAAUAAUAAAAAAGAACAUCCAUAUUAUAGUUCAAAUUUAAGUGAAAAUGAAUAUAAUACAACAAAAAGUUCCUUAUAUCUUUCAGAAAAAUCAAAAUAUGCUACUUCUAUCAAAGGUGAUUCUGAUAACUUUUCAAGUGGGAACUCUUAUUUUAAUAACACAAGAAAAUUUUAUAAAAAAUUAAAAAAAUUAGAUAAAUCACCAAGAAUGAAAAAUUUCAAAGAUGAGAAUUCUACAUUUUUAAAUAGUUUAACUAACUAUAAUAAAAAUUUUGAACUUUUAAAAAUUCAAAAAGACAUUAUUAAUCUCAAUGAAUAUUCAGAGUAUGAAAUGAAAAUAAUUAUGAUGUAUUCUAUUCCAUAUAUAAAAAAGAAAAAAUUAAAUAAAUUUAAUGGAGAAUUAAAAAAUGAAAGUAUAAUUAUAACAACUGAGUUAUUAAAUAUUGAUUUUUUUAUAAAAGUUAUAAAAUUUUUUAGUAUUGCUUACUUUGAUAUUGGAUUUCAUAUAUUAAUAAGUUUUUAUGAAAAUUUGAAUAAAUAUGAAAUUACAAAAGAAAAGUUAGAAAUAAAAUUAAAUUAUAAAAAUCAUAAUUUUUAUGAGAACAUUGAAAUUAAUUCUAUUAAUUCUAAUUAUAAGAAUAUUAUAAAUUCAAAAAAUAAGAAGAAAUUUCAAGAAAAUAUUUUUGAACUUCAAUCUUUGAAUAAUAACAAAAAUGAUACAUCUAUUAACAUAAUAAGAACAAAUAAAAGAUUUAAUAUAGAAAAUUUUAAUGAUCAUAAUUUUAAUCCAUUUAAAAAUGCCAAUAUUUAUAAAAAUUUCUUUUAUUUUAAAGAGUAUUUAUUAAUUUUUUUUGAAAUGAUCUUACUUGGAUAUCCUAUUUGUGUAUUAUCUAAGAAUGUUCAAAGUUAA